Entrophospora sp. SA101 is the source of this 275-nucleotide messenger RNA. The record is from the annotation of a GenBank genome assembly. Lineage: Eukaryota; Fungi; Glomeromycota; Glomeromycetes; Entrophosporales; Entrophosporaceae.
CUGAAUUUGAAACUGAUGACGAAACUGAUGUAGUUGAAGAUGAAGCUGAUGAUGAAACAGAUGAAGAUGAUGACGAAACUGAAGAAGAUGAAUAUGAAGCUGAUGAUGAAACAGACGAAGAUGAAGAACCGAGGAGAUUAGAUAGAGAGCUAGAGUUGAGUAUGGCGGCAUUCAAUAGACUGGUGAGAGAGGAGGCAGGGCCUGGGGUAAGAUUUCAGUCCGGUGCCAUUAUAGAAUUGCAAAAGGUAUGGUUUCUUUUUCAACAAAAGGAUUGA